Ilex paraguariensis (yerba mate) is the source of this 477-nucleotide messenger RNA. NCBI's taxonomy places the organism in Eukaryota, Viridiplantae, Streptophyta, Magnoliopsida, Aquifoliales, Aquifoliaceae. The record is from the annotation of a GenBank genome assembly.
AUGUUGUACAAAUUGGGGUUUUGCCCAAAUGGUCCUGAUUGCCGGUAUAGGCAUGCAAAGCUGCCUGGGCCUCCACCCCCGGUGGAAGAAGUCCUUCAGAAAAUUCAGCAUCUUAUUUCCCACAAUUAUGCUAACUCAAAUAGGUUCUUCCAAAACCGGAACUAUCCGCAACAAACAGAUAGAUCUCAGCUUCCACAGGGUACAAGUGUCGAUCAAGUUGUGAACCCGACAACAAGAGAGUCCCCCAAUGUGCAGCAGCAGCAGCAACCACAACAAGUUCAACCGUCCCAACAUCAUGUCAGCCAGGUCCAUGAACAAAAUCUUUCCAGUGGCCAGCAAAAUCAAGCAAAUAGAACUGCGACACCCCUGCCUCAAGGAAUAUCUAGGUUUGUUCAGAGUUCUAAGGUUUUCAUUUAGGUCAUGUAACUUAUUGUACUUUCAGUAUGUGAGAGAUCCAUCCUCAUUUGUCAGCUGUAA